Messenger RNA from Mercurialis annua (annual mercury), 1608 nucleotides. RefSeq lists its product as uncharacterized. The record is from RefSeq and is a predicted model, not a curated record. Bases 1 to 1608 code for a protein of 535 amino acids. Gene Ontology annotation, molecular function: RNA-DNA hybrid ribonuclease activity; nucleic acid binding. Lineage: Eukaryota; Viridiplantae; Streptophyta; Magnoliopsida; Malpighiales; Euphorbiaceae. Gene Ontology annotation, biological process: DNA integration. The transcript has a single exon.
AUGUCCGAAUUCACAUUGGUGUAUGUUCCCCAAAGAGCAGUAAAAGGACAAGUGUUGGCAGACUUCUUGGCCGAUCACCCUGGUAUUACCCUCAAGGAAGAAACAGUCACGUUCUUCGACAUCGUCGUGUGGAAGAUGUGGUUCGACGGAUCCAGGACAAGCCAGGGGGCAGGCGCAGGAGUACACAUCGUCACGCCCUUGGGGGCAUCCUACCAGUUAUCAUUCAGACUCCAGUUCGAAUGCACCAACAAUCAGGCAGAAUAUGAGGCCCUCAUAUUCGGUUUCGAGAUUUUAGCCGAGCUAGGGGCAAGGGCGAUCAGUGUAAAAGGAGAUUAUUUGCUAGUCAUUAAACAAGUGACAGGAGAAUUCAAAUGCGAGUCUGAGCUGUUGGUAAGGUAUUGCAACAAGGCGAAACACUUGAUCGAAGGCUUUCAGGAUACGAGGAUAGAAUACACAGAGAGGGCUGAUAACAGCGUUGCAAACGACCUAGCUCAGCACGGUAGUGGUUACAAGGUGAACCGAGAGUUCGACGCUAUAGAGAGGGAAACGCCGAAUCUCCACACCGAGGGCAUCACGAUCGAUGAAAGACAAUUCUCGGUUUACCAGCUGGACGUCACCCAAGAUUGGAGGGUCGAGCUCCUGAAAUGGUUUGAAAAGCCAGAUCUCACGGAUAGGAGGUUGAGAACGUUGGCCCUGAAUUACGUUGUGUUAGCCGGCGAACUAUAUAAGAAAGGCUUUGAAGGGCUACUCUUCAGGUGCAUCGAUCCAAAAGAAAACAUGCUUGCAAUGGCCGAGGUACACGAAGGAAUAGCAGGUGCUCAUCAGGCGGGUCCCAGAAUGAGGUGGUUGAACCACAAAUACGGUUUUUACUGGCCGAAAAUGGAGCAGGACUGCGUAAGAUAUGCCAAAGGUUGUGAAGCUUGUCAAAAAUUCGGCCCAAUACAACACGUCCCGGCCGAAGACCUGCAUUCCAUUAUCAAGCCGUGGCCAUUCAGAAGAUGGGCAGUUGACCUGAUAGGGAAGAUAUACCCUGGCUCGUCAGACGGUCAUACUUUUGUGAUUAUCGCCACAUGCUAUUUUACCAAAUGGGUCGAAGCCAAACCUUUGAAGUCGCCGACACAAGAAGCGGUGAUCAAGUUCUUCAAAGAAUACAUCGUCCACCGACACGGGUUGCCCGAGUCCAUAACCAUAGAUCAAGGGACGAUGUUCACAGGAGGCGACAUAAGUUGGUGGGCCUCCCAAAUGAAGAUAAAAAUGUCACAUUCAACAUUGUACUACGCCCAAGCCAACGGACAAGCCGAAGCCACAAACAAAGCAAUCAAGCUCAUAGUUCAAAAGAUGAUUGAAGAAAACCCGAGACAAUGGCAUGUGUUUUUAUCAGAAGCCGUUUGGGCGAAUAAAACCAGUCAGAAGUCGGCUACUGGGACCUCACCUUUCAGACUGGUAUAUGGCUAUGAUGCGAUGUUGCCAAUGGAGCUAACUGUCACAUCUACUCGCCGCAGAUACCAGAGCGAAUUGUCCAAAGACGACUACUUCGACAAGAUGGUGAUUGAUUCUCUUGACCUUGACGAAGAACGUUUAACGGCGUUAGAUCACCUCGAAGCCUAG